AUGGAAGGAACAAUUGAGAAGUACCUUAAUGAGCACCCUGAUCAGAUGCCGCGAGAUGAGCUUGUUAUGGAGACUGAUACACAGACCUUGAGAUUUUUGCGAGGAGAAGCCCUAAGACUUGGCCAUCAAAGUGAUAUUCUCAUGAAUUCUAUCAGACAACUAAUGGGAGAUACCCUUAUAUCAUUAAGCGUACCAGACCUCCAGCUGCUUGAAGCUAAGCUGGAAAAGGGCCUUUCAUGUAUAAAAUCAAAGAAGGUGGACCUUAUGACUAAAGCCUCUGGGAACACUUCAUUCACUCCAAUUCUAGUUGAAGUGGAUAUUUUAAAAGCUCUGCCUAGAGAAGACAUUAUAUAG
Molecule: messenger RNA, 354 nt
Organism: Cryptomeria japonica (Japanese cedar)
Lineage: Eukaryota; Viridiplantae; Streptophyta; Pinopsida; Cupressales; Cupressaceae
Product: floral homeotic protein AGAMOUS-like
Exons: 4
Coding region: 1-354 (117 amino acids)
Biological process (GO): regulation of DNA-templated transcription
Cellular component (GO): nucleus
Molecular function (GO): DNA-binding transcription factor activity
Source: RefSeq, a predicted model, not a curated record